Molecule: messenger RNA, 2845 nt
Organism: Rhineura floridana
Lineage: Eukaryota; Metazoa; Chordata; Lepidosauria; Squamata; Rhineuridae
Exons: 3
Coding region: 1850-2845 (331 amino acids)
Biological process (GO): activation of innate immune response
Molecular function (GO): double-stranded DNA binding; RNA binding
Source: RefSeq, a predicted model, not a curated record
UACUACUAUCAAUGUUAUAGUACCAGCAGCUCAAUUAGAUCCAAAUGAGUCAAUGGAGUAUACUGAAAAAAUAUUGACAAAAAUUCAAGUGAAUGACAAUGAACUCAGACUAGAAUCUAGUACUUCUUUUUGUGAUACAGAAAAUGAUUACCUCCUUCGAGAAACAAAGACCUUGUUACUUUCUGAAGCUAGACAGGAAAAGAAUCUUCAGCAGAAGGAAGGAAAGGAAGUAGAACAAGAGAAGAAUAUUAAAAUAUUAAACCUAGAAAAAGAAAGCAAGAGAUUUGAAACAUCUCAGAGAUCCUGUGAGUCCAGUUUUGGUGAUGGUGAUGCUGAAGGUGAAAAGGAGGUUGAAUAUGAAACAGAGGCUGAUGAAUCUACAACUGUGAUGGAAGAUGAGGAAAUAGAAGUCUAUGGCCCUGAAGGACUACCUGUAGUAGAGGGAGGAGCCAGAGAGACAAGAAUUUUGUUGCGUUGGGAAGAACAAUUAGAAUCUGGAUGGCUAAAUUAUCAUACCUGGCUGCUAGCUGAGCCAGGUGGAUCUUGGGACAUGUUAAAACUAUGGGGUUUUCUUGUUGCCCAUAUUGCAGUACUUCCAGCCCCUGCAGGCCCUAAUUUAACCAAACUCAGCCGUGAUGCCAUUCUAGGCUGGCUAGACAAGACACACAUGACAAUACUGGCAGCCUUACAAGGUACCAUCCCAGGCACCAUGGAGGAGAUGGCGUUACACCGGACGGUGACUUUAGGUGUAGUGAAAAGACUAUUAGUAGGGAGACGUGCACGUACCUCCACACGAAAAUUACCCACCUGGCUUGAACCGGUGGAGAUGGAGAGAAUGAUACAAGACUCAGCCAGAGGAUGGGAAACAAAGAUCAGUGCUAACCGUUGCCCACUUAUCUGGCAGUCGAUAGGUCAGGUAAAUUCUACGAUACGACGCCAGGACUAUAUUGAAUGGCUGUGGCGUCUAGUGGGACAUCUUAAGUUUUGGUGGAAGAUUGUACGUCAGGCGCAACCCUCAUCGGGAGAUCGCAUGAUGACAUCAAGAACACCCGUAACAACGUCUUCUUUAGUGAUAGAGUCAGCGAUAACAAAAGAAGAACAGAAGAAAUCUCUAGAGAUUACAAUGGCAAAGGACUGUCUGAUUCACCAUGAGCAACUUCUCCAGACAACGAUACCAGAGAGCAGCAGACGAACUGUCUUGCCAGACCUUAACUGGCAAAAGAAGCCCCAGAGUGUUUUGCAGAGGACUUCCUUGAACAGGCAGCCCCCGACAAGCGGAGGAAUGGAAACGUAAUGAAUCAGAUGAUAGCGGUGAUAUAAGACUGCAACCAGAGGAUUUUCCACCACUCCAAUUCCAAACUCCUCAACCUAAACGUUUACAGCGAGGGUCACAACCACAGCAGUUUCAAGAACAGUGGCAGCAAUGACAGCAGCAGCGGCAAAGACAGCGACAACAGUAGCAGCAGGAGGAAUGGAAACGGGAUGGGACAGCUGACAGCAGUGAUGCAGGACUGCAACCAGAGGACUUUCCACCACUUCAGCCCCAAAACACACAACCCAAAUGCUUACAGCAAAGACCCCAACCACUGCAGUUUCAGCAACAGUGGCAGCAGCGACAGCAACAGCAGCAGACAGAACUGAUCAUACCUAUAGAAUCCACUAUGAACAUGGAUAAUGGAAGUAUUAAUGACGCUAGCAUGGACUUACAGAUAGCUGUGCAAACGGAACUGCCGGUGAUCUCGCAUGAGAACUUGCCACAGCAGCUGCUGUGGUGGGGGAGAAUAGAAAGCAAGUCAUUGCCGGAUGUGAAAAACGGAAUCAGGUGAUUGAGGUGGAAGGGACGGUAGGGAUGGUGGAACAAGGAAGGGGCAAUGGUGUGACAAAGGUGUGUGUGGGGGUGGGGAAUACGGGAAUAGAUGAUAAAGGAUCGGAGGCAGUGGAAGGGACUGGUAACCAAAAGGAGACUUUAGAAAGGAAUGUAACAGAAUUGCCAAGAGAAAAAGAGGUCCCAAGACAAAAAGGGGAGCACUAUCAGGGGGGAGGGGAACGCCUACCACAAUGCCCACAGCAGCAACAGAGACGGCAGCAAGGACAAGAUGAACAUUUCGGCCAGGGAGAGCAACCUGGGCAGGGUCACACAGAAACGCCACCUGAGAGAGUAUUAUCCGAAAAGACAAUACCCACGACUAAUAUUCAAAUAGCACCCUCUGAAGGAGAGGCGAGAGGAGGAAGAGGAGUAACAUCAGGCCCCUCGCCGAAUACAAAUGAAAAGACUACAGACAGUAGAAAAGGUUCCAGACCAGGCCGCUCCUAUGCAGCCGCGGCUGGUGGAAGAACCGGAACAACUCCAAGAGGAACUUGGGGAAGAUCUGACGGAUCCAUGCGUGGCCCGCCUUUGGGAUCGAACUUUGGUUUCGGGUUCGACCUAGAGACUGAAAUGCUAGAAGAUGCCAGGUUCCUUGAUGAAUUUUACAGCCGGGUGGCCCGAGAGCCAGACCUACGAGAACGCUUUGUGGUACGUCUUCGAUAUCGAGGAAAUGACCUAAAUCUGCUAACGUGUGACUAUGUAGUCAAGGAAAUUUUGCUUGGCCGCCUGGGGAUUGGAAAAGAACAACUACUUGCCGUCAUCACACCUCCUGGACUUACAGAAGUUGACAUAUGUUUGGCAUCAGAGCGCAGCUACCAAGUCUUCUGGGAACGCUGUCGGACGGUUCGAAGGUUAGGAGGACGAUGUCUGGAAGAUUUUGAUGUUGUCCCCCUCUUCCGAGGGGAGAAUAAAGUAGUGACUAUAAGCUUUCGCACUACAGGAGUCCCUCAGGAGGAUGUAGGUGCCUGGCUAAAGUAA